Messenger RNA from Salvia splendens (bonfire salvia), 2006 nucleotides. Its product is annotated as sodium/calcium exchanger NCL2. The transcript is spliced from 5 exons. Gene Ontology annotation, molecular function: calcium ion binding; calcium:proton antiporter activity. Bases 223 to 1824 code for a protein of 533 amino acids. Gene Ontology annotation, cellular component: membrane. Gene Ontology annotation, biological process: intracellular calcium ion homeostasis; calcium ion transmembrane transport. The record is from RefSeq and is a predicted model, not a curated record. Lineage: Eukaryota; Viridiplantae; Streptophyta; Magnoliopsida; Lamiales; Lamiaceae.
CUAUCAUCAUUCAUACUGAAUAUUCAAAAUCAACGUUGGAGGCGAGGUUGACUCGUUAAAUAUUGGAUUCAUCUCUGUAUAAUUGUCUUCCCCUCCAAUAAAAACGUGGCCUUAUCUUAUCUCAUUCAAACAAGUCUUGUUUGACAGUUUCCUAACCAGGUCAUAUACAUCCAUAUUGGUUGGAAUCUGCAGCUCCCAUAAUUUACUACAACGGCGAAGAAGAUGACCACAAUUAUAUCUGCGUUGCUUCUUCUACUCGGGAGCCUGAGAGUGGGCGAUGGGCGUCUGAUUAGAGAGGUCUUGAGCACGACAGAGAUGUGCGAGCCGACGUAUGGAUUCUUGCCGUGCUCCAGCAACGUGUGGGGUCUGCUGUUUCUGGUCAUCGUCUUCGAGAUAGUCCUUACCUUGGCUGGCCGGUACGUAGGGAUGGGAUCAGACAUGUUUUUCCGUACUAUCGGACCGGGCAUCAUUGGGGGCAGUGUGUUUCAGUUUCUUGGCACAAUCCCACAGAUUAUCAUGAUUCUUGCAACUGUGCUAUCAGGAUCCAAAGAGGCUGCUCAACAAAGGGCCACACUUGGAAUGGGAUUGGUUGCCGGAUCAACAGUCAUGACCCUCACGCUGAUAUGGGGCAUCUCCGUCAUCCUUGCUAGCUACGAUCGCUCCAUUUCUCCCACUAUCGACAAAUCCGGAAGCCAGAAAACCACACCAAAAGGUUAUGGCGUUGUAACGGAUGUUGAGACGAGCUACACUGCUCGGAUAAUGCUGAUACCCUUGAUUCCUUUCCUCAUCCUUUUGCUAGCAGAGGCUUUCAGUUCGUCAUCAGUGAAGAGAGUGUUUCUUCUCAUUGCACUCAUUGUCACAGUCAUGUUGCUUUUCGGCUUCAUUUUGUACCAGGCGUUCCGGCCUUGGAUUCAGGCCCGUAGAUUCGAGUAUUUGAUGAGUAAGUAUGCAAAGGACAAGCUGCUGAGGCUCUUAUCCAGCAAUGGCAGACCCGAUGAGACAAAAAUACAACGCCUGUUUUCCCAAAUCGACAAGGACAAAAGCACGUCCAUAUCAGCAGCAGAACUCCGAGUUCUGCUCUUAGGUGUGAGGAUGGAUGAAGGUGACUUGAGCACAGACAGGGACGUCGAGAACAUCUUGGAGUCCUUCGAUACCACUGGAGAUGGACGUAUCAACAGGGAAGAAUUCGUCAUAGGGAUGACCAAAUUACUCAACGAGCUAGCCAAAGAGAGGCUUGACCGCAUAAAAAAGAGUAGAGACAAUGAUCCAUUACAACAGGGCUUGUUGGGCGACAGCGACAACACGAAUGAAAGGAGGGCCGGCCGAAGUGAUCUAACCACUUGGCUGAACUAUCUAAAAGCUCUUUCAUUGGUGAUUCUUGGGAUUGCAUUGAUGUUGUCUUUUGCAGAGCCACUGAUCACAAGUGUCGUGGGCUUUGCCACAGCUGCACAUCUGCCUAAUUUCUCCGUCCCGUACUUAGCCAUACCCUUAGCCACGAACUACCGAGUAGCAGUUCAAGCAUUCACUUCAUCUCCAAGGAAAACACAGAACUCCAUUUCUUUGACACUCUCUGCACUGUACAGCGGUGUGUAUAUGAACAAUGUGGUAAGCUUGAUCGUGUUCCUCACCCCGGUUUAUGCUCUGAAUCUGUCCACAGAUGUGCUUGUGGAAGUUCUCGUGGUUAUCGUGAUGAACACGGGGAUGGCAGCUCUCACAGGCUUCCGGACCUCGUUCCCUCGCUGGUUGGGCUAUGUUGUCGUGCUGUUGUAUCCGGUUACUCUGGCGGUGACCUAUUUACUCACUGAUGUUCUAGGAUUGCCUUAGGAAGACUGUGGCUAGUGAUAUGGUUUAAGAGAUGUGUAUUUACUUUUAGUUUUUAUAGUUUGUUUCUUCAUUGUAGCAAUAUCUUAUUAGUGUCAUUAAGUAGAAAACAUUCUAUAUUUGAUAUGCAUUGGCUAGCAUCAAUGUUUAUUUAAAACCAUAAAUAAUGGUUCUCGAUUUUUCUA